Messenger RNA from Cooperia oncophora, 1107 nucleotides. NCBI's taxonomy places the organism in Eukaryota, Metazoa, Nematoda, Chromadorea, Rhabditida, Trichostrongylidae. The record is from the annotation of a GenBank genome assembly.
AUGAAAUCAACGUCGUAUCCCUGCCUGGAUUGCAGUGGCGAUUCUGUGAGAUUUCCUACACCAGAAGAGCUGGAAAUCCAUAUUGCUAGUGAUCACCUUAAUUACUGUCCAUAUGAGUGUGAACGAUGUCGAUUUGCCAAGUUUCCCACAGAAUAUGCAUUAAUAUCGCAUUGCAAGAACGACCAUGGACUGAAGGAGUUCUUUUGUACAUGCGAGCAUGUCUUCAGCGUCAGCGCAGUGGAUGUGAGGAUAGCCUUGGACUGGGAACUUCCAAUGGCCAUAGUAGUAUCUUUCAUGGAUCAGGUGAAGAAACUAAGUUUGAAUAGUGCCUGUUUUCAGUAUGAAGACCCGGACAGCUUCCCUUCAUCCGUUGAACCAUCUGGAUCUUCUUCGGAUCAUGCCACCGGAGCAGCGCAACCGGGAUCCGGAUCGUCAGCCAGUUCUGGAGGCGCUGUGCCUCCAUCUACUUCACCGACAGGAAUCGCUACUACUCCCACUUCAGUAGUACCUCAGAUUCCACGCCAUAUACCAACCAGCGCAGGCUCUGCGUCACACUCAUUUUAUUCAGGCUCCAUGGACGCUAACUCUCAGUUGCACGUUUCGCAUGGUCAUCAUAUGCACAACUAUAGCAGUAACUUCCCAUCUAGUUGCGGUACUACAUCUUCCGCAUUAGCUGAACUGUCUCCAAUGGAUUUCGCCAGUGAUGCUAUGAGCUCAGGAAUGGACUUUGCCGCAUUGAUCGGUGAAGGGGAAGAGCUGAUUAGGAAAGUCAGUUAUGUUCCGAAAGAUGCCGUCACUUGUCAAAUUUGCGGCUUAAAAGUGUCUAAUCAGCGUUCAAGCCUUGUUUAUCACGCAAAUACGAAACAUAUAAAACUGAAUCUCUACCAGUGUGCAGUUUGUCAAAAAACAUGGCAAACGAUAGCUAAGUCAGACGUAUUGAAGCAUGUGAAGGCUAUUCAUAAUGGCGAUGAAAGCAUGAUUGUCGACAAUCGGAAACGGCUUGGUUAUCAGUUACGUAUGUUUACGGCCCGAUGUUUCCCACCCAAACCAAACAACAAGGCUCGUCCGCUUACCGCAGGUAUGGUUUAUGUGUCAGAGAACGUAUGA